AUGAGUCGCAGGCGCUGUGUUGAAACCUCCACAGGAGAGAGACGAGCUACUUAUAUUCCGGUCAAGCAAGAGCUACUAGGAGCAUUGCUCAUCAUCGAAGUCGUCGACGGCGGCACGGGCGGCGCGGGGGGCACGGGGGCGGCGCCGCGCGCGGGCGCGUCCGGCGGCGCGCGCCACGCCGCGCUGUACAGCGCGGUCGCCGCGCACGCGCCGCUCAGCGGCCCCACCCAGUACACCUGCAGCCAUCGUACAGUGGACAGUCAGUCAGCAGUCAAAGCUGUGGAGCUCGUAGGACUUCAU
Messenger RNA from Brenthis ino (lesser marbled fritillary), 300 nucleotides. The record is from the annotation of a GenBank genome assembly. NCBI's taxonomy places the organism in Eukaryota, Metazoa, Arthropoda, Insecta, Lepidoptera, Nymphalidae.